UGCGUUCUUAUCGAGUUCUUAUUUGUUGGCGAGCUCUUAUAGGCUCUUGCCUUUGUACCACCAUGACCAUCAAGUCAACUACACACCCUCUUUACCCUCACAUGCCCGCUAGCCUCAAUGAGAUCGUCAAAGGACAGCUAUUUCUCGGAAAUUUAACUUCUGCGAUGUCUGCUGGGCAGCGUUGUAUGCUCGGAAUCACCCACAUUGUUUCUGUUUGUCCUGAAUAUUCUUCCACGGGCCCAAAUCAUUUGACAAUUGCUGUGGACGAUUCCGAGUACGAUGAUCUUUUGAUUCACCUCCCCAGAGCAUGCGAGUUCAUCGAGUCUGCCCUUGCCCAGGGCGGCUGCGUGCUUGUGCAUUGUGUGAUGGGAAUCUCAAGAAGUACCACCGUUGUCGCUGCUUACUUGAUGAAAACAAGGGGUAUAAAUACGUCGACUGCUUUGAAGCUAAUUAAGAAAGAGCGACCAUGUGCCCAUCCAAACUAUGGAUUUAUCAAACAGCUGGACACCUUUGCUGAUUGUGCAUAUGCCCCGAGUCCUUCUCACCCCAUUUACAUCUCCUGGAAACGGCGUCAACAGCAAAACAUAACUGCCUUCCUCAAUUGCAUGAUCGAUACCACGCCAAUAAUCCCCGACCAAGUAUAUCUGAAUAGCGAGUUUCCGACCGACCCGAAGCAGGCAGAGUCACUCAUUUUCGAGCUUGGUAUUACGCAUGUUUUGUCAAUGGCGCCUGCGACGAUGCCGGACUUACCGUCAUAUGUAAAGCACCGGCAUUACAAUGUCCAUGGCGAGAACCGGGCCGACCUACUUGUCACCCUUCCUGAUUGCUGUAGCUUUAUUCGCGAUGCUGUGGCGGACAAUGGCGUGGUUCUCGUCCAUUCGAUUAUGGAAUCAAGAGCCUGUAUUGUCGUUGGAGCUUACCUAAUGGUCCUGCGGAACCUCACACCAAAACAGGUGUCUUCUUGUAUAGAAGAAGCCCUUCCCCUCUUUUUGCCCUCUUCCAAUUUUAUCCGUCAUUUAGAGCUAUUCGAGUCUUGUGGAUACGCGCCGUCGCUCGAACAUCCCAUCGUCGAGGAAUGGACCGGAGGCGAAGUCUCUCACUCCGGAAUGAAAACCGCUGGCAUCAUGAACAGUCUCAGCGCGUCUGUUCUCAGCGAGACCGCUGUAGAUAUGGAGGCUUUCGGAGAAACCCUGACGAAUAUUGCCAGUUCGCAGAGAUUGAAGAGCGGUCUUGUGCAUGCGUAAUUUUUUGCCAUUUGCUUAGAUCUAUCAACCUGCAUCUCUUAGACAUCAUUACCGACAUUGCAUCUGCCUUCUGCCGUUUUGAUAGAUACCAUACCACGUCUGUUGUAUAAUAGUCUUCUUGUCGCAUUGACUGCGAUUAUAGCUGCAGUCUUGUAAUCUUAUAAUUGCAUAGUUCUAGAGUGGAUCACACACGUGCGUUGUAUUGCUAGUUCGAAAGAGUCUGGGAUAACGGGGAUCUGAUAUAAGAUAGAUGAGCGAAACUCGGAUGAGCUUCACCUACUAUGUAGUGACAUAGAUG
Desarmillaria tabescens is the source of this 1542-nucleotide messenger RNA. Its product is annotated as protein-tyrosine phosphatase-like protein. The transcript has 7 exons. Gene Ontology annotation, molecular function: MAP kinase tyrosine/serine/threonine phosphatase activity; MAP kinase tyrosine phosphatase activity; protein tyrosine/threonine phosphatase activity. The record is from RefSeq and is a predicted model, not a curated record. NCBI's taxonomy places the organism in Eukaryota, Fungi, Basidiomycota, Agaricomycetes, Agaricales, Physalacriaceae. Gene Ontology annotation, biological process: negative regulation of MAPK cascade; protein dephosphorylation. Bases 63 to 1244 code for a protein of 393 amino acids.